AGCCGUCUUGGCCGCAACCGCUGGCGGCGGGCCGAGCCAUGCUGCGCCCUGCAGCGCAGCGCGGCACGCGCGGAGUGCCGGAGGCCGCGCGCGCUCCGGCAGAGGCCCGCCAGGCUUCCGGCGCACGGCGGCGCGCGGGGUGGGUGCUGGCGGCGCGGCCAGCAGGUCGCCGGGGCGGGCCCGAUGGUGAAGGGCAUCCACCUGUGGCGGAUGAAGCAGGACAAGUCGGAGAUCUUCGAGGUCCAGGAGAGGGCGUACGAGGACUACAUGCAGAAGAAGGCCAUCGACGACGACAGGCCGCUGGGCUUCGACCGCUCCGAGGUCCCAGGGAUGUUCUACAACAAGGAGAGGAACGUGUACCUCGACCAGGCCACUAAGCAGCUCUUGUGGCUGGACGAGGCGGCGCAGGCGCACCAGCCCUUCCGCGAGGGCGAGGACAGCGGCCUCUCGUUCGCCGCCGGGGCCGCCGCGAGCCUCGGCAGCACGGCCACCGUGCCCACGCCGAAGCAGCUCAUCAUCCCCGACCUCCACGCCGCAGCGAAAGCGUUCAAGAUAGACGUGGCCCACCUCGAUCGGCCCGCCGGGGUGGUCGCCAUCUUCGGCUCGGGUGCCGACGGCACCGCGCCCCCGGACGCCGCUGCCAAGGCACUGCCCGAGAAGCUGUUGCGGCGGUUGGCGGCCUUCCGAGGAGAGUGGUCCGAUCAGAUGCUGGCCGGCUCCCUCGCGCGCGCGUUCGCGGACGUGGCCUUCGCACUCGGCGGGCGGCAGCCUGUAGCAGCUGUGGCGCUCGCGUCGGGCCCUCGCGUGGUGGCUGCGGCCACGCCUGGGGCGCGCUUCUCGAUCGCGGCUGACGCGCCGGGAGUCGAGCCCGAGGCCCUGGACGCGGCCACAGCGGCACCAGGCCUCGGCGAGCCCACGGCGGCAAGGUGCCGGCAGCUGGCGGAGGGCGGCUCCACGGAGGCGCUGUUGGUGGCCAUGUCGCUGGGGGAGGCCGGCGCGGGAGGCCUGGCGCUCCUGGCCGCGGCCGCGCCUCACCUGAGCCAGGGCCGCCCGCGUGCUGCCAGCUUCGAGGUGCUGCGGGCCUCGUGCGCCAGGGGCGCGGAGGGCCCGGCGGCGGCAGCCGGGGCGCGGCUGGGUGCGCGCUUCGCUGGCAGAGCCCCGGGCGAGGCUGCGGCCGCGUCCUCCGCGGCCCCGCCUGCGAAGCGCCCGCGCCAGGCCGAGGUGAGCAAGAUCCGGCUGCGGCAGAUCCUGCUGCGCCAUGCUGCCUCGAAGAGUGCAGUGGACCCCGUGCGGCGGAAGCCGGUGACACGCACGCUCGAAGAGGCCGAGGAGCGGCUGCUGACUGCGCUGAACGAGCUGAGCGCGGACGGCUGCGCCAGUUUCGCGGCCACUUGCCGCGCCAUCUCGGAGUGCCAGUCCGCGCUGAAGGGCGGUGAGUUCGCUGGAGAUCUCGGUUGGCUGGACAGGCCGAGCCAGGACGCCCAGAAGCAGAAGGAGGCCGCCAGGCCAGCCUCCGCCGCGGCGGCCAAGCCAACGAAGCCCCCCGUGCCCGCGAGCGUCCUAAAGGUGGCCUUCGAGCUUGGUGUGGGGCAAUUAGGCGACCUGGUGGCCUCCGAGGCCGGCGUCCACCUGGUGCAGCGGACGGCGUGAUGAUGGAGCCGCGCUCCACCGCGGCGGGUUCAGCGUCGCCAGUGGAGCUGCCGUGGAUUCGUCGAGCCUGCUGCAGGCACCCCCGAUUUCGCGAAACGGACGGGGGGGCUUGCCGGCCCCAAGCGGUACCCGAGGAGGC
Messenger RNA from Prorocentrum cordatum, 1789 nucleotides. The record is from the annotation of a GenBank genome assembly. NCBI's taxonomy places the organism in Eukaryota, Dinophyceae, Prorocentrales, Prorocentraceae.